UUACCGGAAGUUUAUCUCCUGUGAAAUAUGGCAGCGCUCAGCAAGCUCACGCCGCAGAGGUCUGCGAUCUUAACCGUAGCUGCAGUAGCUUCUUACUUUUUGUAUAAAAAAAUUGGUUUGAAACGAAAGAACAGAGCUGAAGAACCAGAAAUUAAAGUUGUUAUACAUGAGACUGGAGGUAAAAAAGAAAGAGCUGCAGUAGAUGUUGAUUUCUUCAAGAGGCUAUGGUCCUUACUAAAAAUUCUUAUACCAGGAUGGGUAACAAAAGAGGCGUUUUACAUGACUUUAGUAGCAGCGUCCCUGAUAGCCAGAACGUAUGCAGAUGUUUGGAUGAUACAGAACGGUACAUCUAUAGAAAGUGCUAUUAUUGGAAGAGAUAUGUCCUUAUUCAAAGUUCAUCUAUACAAAUUUAUCUACGCAAUGCCAUUGAUAUCAGUUGUAAACAACAUGCUGAAGUAUGGUUUAAAUGAGUUGAAGCUGAGAUUUAGAACAAACCUGUCUCAACACUUAUAUGAUAAAUACUUAAGGGGGUUUACCUACUAUAAAAUGAGUAAUUUAGAUAACAGAAUAUCUAAUGCUGAUCAGUUACUCACACAAGAUGUAGAAAAGUUCUGUGAUGCUGUUGGAGAGUUAUACUCUAAUCUGAGUAAGCCGUUACUGGAUGUAGGUUUAUACACAAUUAAGUUGACUGGCAGUAUUGGAGCACAGGGUCCAGCAACUAUGUUAGGAUAUUUAGCAGUUUCAGGACUUAUCUUAACAAGAUUACGGCGACCUAUUGGAAAGUUUACCAUGCAAGAACAAAAGUUAGAGGGAGAAUACAGAUAUGUUAAUACCAGAUUGAUAACUAACAGUGAAGAAAUAGCAUUCUACCAAGGGAACAAAAGAGAACAAACCAUUAUAUUAGCUACAUUUAGUAAAUUGGUACGACAUUUACGGAAUUUUAUAUCAUUUAGAAUGCAGAUGGGAUUUGUAGAUAAUAUUAUAGCAAAAUAUGUAGCAACUGUAUUUGGUUAUUUAGUAGUCAGUCGACCAUUUUUAGAUUUAGCAGAUCCACGGCAUUUAAACAGCACUUCAAGUGAGAGAUUAGAGGAUUAUUAUAAAAGUGGUAGAAUGUUAGUACGAAUGGCGGAGGCCAUCGGUAGAAUUGUUUUGGCUGGCAGAGAUAUGACUAGAUUGGCUGGGUUUACAGCCAGAAUUACACAAUUAAACACAGUUUUAGAUGAUUUAAACAAAGGACAAUAUGAAAGAACCAUGGUUUCUGAUCAGAGUGGACAAAAGAAAAAUAACAAAGUAUUUAAAGCAGGCAGUGGUAAAAUCAUCCCUCAGGAUCACAUAAUAAGAUUUGAGAAAGUACCAUUGGUCACUCCGAAUGGUGAUGUUUUAAUAGAAGAACUCGAUUUUGAGGUAAAAUCUGGUAUGAAUGUAUUGGUAUGUGGACCAAAUGGAUGUGGUAAAAGUUCAUUAUUUAGGACACUUGGUGAGUUAUGGCCAUUAUUUGGUGGCACAAUGACAAAGCCAGAAAAAGGGAAAUUAUUCUAUGUUCCUCAGAGGCCGUAUAUGACUGUGGGGACAUUGAGAGAUCAAGUUAUAUACCCUGAUAGCAGAGACAGCCAAUUAAAGAAAGGAAUAAGAGAUGUUCAGUUAGAAGAUAUUCUUAAAAAGGUACAGCUGGAGUACAUCCUGGAAAGAGAAGGGGGCUGGGAUUCUGUUCAGGAUUGGAUGGAUGUGUUGAGUGGUGGAGAGAAACAAAGAGUUGCAAUGGCCAGAUUACUUUACCAUAAGCCACAGUUCGCUAUCCUAGAUGAAUGCACGAGUGCGGUCAGUGUGGAUGUAGAAGGUUUUAUUUAUCAGUAUUGUAGAGAGGUUGGAAUAACAUUGUUUACAGUAUCACACAGAAAAUCAUUAUGGAAACAUCAUGAGUUUUACCUACAGAUGGAUGGUAGAGGAGCGUAUGAGUUCAAACCAAUUACAUCUGAUACCACAGAGUUUGGAUCUUGAUAAAGGCUUUAAUGAUAGGACUUUUAAAACUGAAAACAUUUUAUUUUAUUAAUAUGUAUAUACAACAACUUGUACAAAUUGUACUGCGAUGUAUAUAAUGUACACAUUGUUCAAUAACUUGUAAAACAUUUGAUGGGAUGUAUUUUGUAUAGAUCUUAUUCAAUGAACUGUUCAGAUUGUUCAAUUAACUUUAAUGUGAUGUAUUUAGUAUACACAUUGUUCCAUGAACUGUGCAAAUUGUACAGUGAUGUUUGUGUACACAUUGGGGAGAAGGGGGUAUCAACAUACUAAGUUUGGUACAGAAGUUUGGCUCUAUAGCUUAUUCAUAUAAUCAUGUAUGCACAGAACACAGUUUUUAAAGACAACUCAACAGAAGGUGAAUAGGUAUAACCCAUCUCAUUGAUGAAAUAUUAACCCAUUGAAAUAUAUGUAAAAAAAAUUAACUCUGUACCCCCUUUAUAUUGGGAGAGACUCUAUGUGAGGGUACAAAUUGUUCUAUUACUCUGUAUACAAUGUUUCAUUACUUGUACAAAUAGUGAUGUGAUGUAUAUUCUGUAUACAAUGUUUCAUUACUUGUACAAAUAGUGAUGUGAUGUAUAUUCUGUAUACAAUGUUUCAUUACUUGUACAAAUAGUGAUGUGAUGUAUAUUCUGUAUACAAUGUUUCAUUACU
Molecule: messenger RNA, 2670 nt
Organism: Mytilus trossulus (common blue mussel)
Lineage: Eukaryota; Metazoa; Mollusca; Bivalvia; Mytilida; Mytilidae
Product: ATP-binding cassette sub-family D member 3-like
Exons: 27
Coding region: 28-1998 (656 amino acids)
Biological process (GO): fatty acid beta-oxidation; long-chain fatty acid import into peroxisome; peroxisome organization
Cellular component (GO): peroxisomal membrane
Molecular function (GO): ATP hydrolysis activity; ABC-type transporter activity; ATP binding
Source: RefSeq, a predicted model, not a curated record